Molecule: messenger RNA, 2833 nt
Organism: Fonticula alba
Lineage: Eukaryota; Rotosphaerida; Fonticulaceae
Exons: 10
Coding region: 91-2709 (872 amino acids)
Biological process (GO): protein import into nucleus
Cellular component (GO): nucleus; cytoplasm
Molecular function (GO): nuclear import signal receptor activity; small GTPase binding
Source: RefSeq, a predicted model, not a curated record
CGCGGCACGCGGGUGCCCACGCGUUCUAGGAGUAGUGAUGACGUCCAUCUUGCCAACUGAGUCCUACUCGUCGGGAAAAGAAAAAGAAAAAUGUCUACCCCCGUUUCAUUCAUUGAGAUCCUCCAGAACACCCUCUCGACCGACAUCAACCUCCGGACACAGGCGACCGAGUUCCUCACCAACGCCCAGAAUGAGAACUUCGCCGGUCUGCUCCGGGAGCUGAUCGAUGUCCUCUUCAACGAGGCCAACUCGGCGGAUGUGCGCCGUGUGGCCGGCCUGUUCGCCAAGAACAGCCUGACCGCCACCGCGGACGACAUCCGCACCGAGAUCCUCAACAAGUGGCAGCAGGUCCCGGUGGAGAGCCGCAACGAGAUCCUCUCCAUCGCCCUGAACGCCCUCGGCACCACCACCCCGCAGGUCGGCUCGGUUGUUGCCCAGCUGGUCGCCGCGAUUGAGGACCUCCAGGCGCGCGUGUUCAACAGCGUCUGCCUCCUGCCGCAGAUCCUCGGCCUGCUGGAAAGCCAGACCAACCUUACCAUGAGCAUCCGGCUCAACUGCCUCGAGGCCAUGUCCUUCAUCUGUGAGCUGCUGAACCCCAACAUGCUCUACGAGUUCUCCUCGCGCAUCCUCAAUGUCCUGUUCGGUGUCCUCAACUCUUCGGAGACCGACAUGCGCAGCUACCAGAAGGCCAUCUCCGCGCUGAACAAUGUCCUGCGUAUCUGCCGGACCAACUUCGACAACCCGGCCGAGUGCGGCGCCAUCAUGGCCGUCAUCCUCAAGGGUGUCACCUCGGCCGAUCAGAACCUCCAGGUCCAGUCGCUGCAGUGCCUGAUCAGCGUCGUGUCCAUGUACUACAACGUCAUGAACGAGUAUAUGGCCUCCAUCCUGGAUUCCACCAUCCACAUCAUGAAGGGCCAGGACGACGACGUCAUCCUCCAGAGCGUGGAGCUUUGGUCGACUCUGGCGGACGAGGAGAUCCAGCUGCGCAUGGAGCAUGAGGAGGCGCGCGCCCUCGGCCAAGACCACCCCGGGAUGGUGGUGUACAACUUCGUGCAGGCCGCCCUCGGGAAGCUGAUCCCGGCCCUGUAUGACCUGCUCAUGCGGCAGGACGAGGACGGCGACGAGCACGAGUGGAAUGUCUCGCGCGCGGCGUCGGUCUGCCUGUCGCUGAUCGCCCGGUGCGAGCCGAACGACUGCCUCCGGCUCCUGCUGCCGCAGAUCCAGGCCGACAUCGUCAGCACCGACUGGCGUCGGCUGGACGCGGCGUUCAACGCCUUCGGCAACAUCCUCGAUGGCCCGGAUGUCUCGCAGCUGGAGACCUAUGUCAUCAGUGCGCUGCCCAUCCUGACCAACAGCAUCAACCACCCGCACACCAUUGUCCAGGACACCUCGUCCUGGGUGGUGGGCCACAUCUGCGAGCUCUUCUACACGGAGAUCGUCGCGCGCGGCCAGCUGGAGGCCAUGCUCAGCUACCUGCAGGCCGGCAUGCAGGCCCGCCCGCGCGUGGCCUCCAACUGUGCCUGGGCUCUGAUGAACCUGUGCGAGUACCUCGGUGACAACACCAUCGUCCGCCAGAAGUCCCCGCCGGUGGACAAUGCCACCGUCAUGACUCCCUUCUUCCAGCCGCUGUCGGAGGCCCUGCUCCGGGCGUCCGACCGCCAGGAUGGCGACCAGUCCAACCUUCGCGAGUACACCUACGAGGCGCUGUCCUACCUGAUUCUCUUCAUCCCGCCGAGCGACCCUCAGAUCCUGCACCAGAUCACCGAGACCAUCAUCUCUCGUCUGGAGGCCUGUGUUUCGCGCGAGGGGCUCAUCCUCAGCUCCGAGGAGCGCAACCACUUCCACAAGCUCCAGUCCUACCUGUGCAGCCUGCUGCAGUCGGUCUGCCGUCGCCUCGGCAACGCCACCUCCAACUACGCGGAUCGCAUGAUGACCUGCCUCCUGACCAUGUUCUACCACUCGAACGAGCGCCAGGUGGCCAUCCUGGAGGACGCCCUGCUGGCCGUCGGAACCAUCAUCCUGGCCGUGGAGGCCAAGUUCGAGCGGUACAUGGGCAGCUUCAGCCCCUACCUGACCGCGGCCAUCGAGACGCACCGGCAGUUCCAGCUGUGCUCGGCCGGCAUCGGUGUUCUGAGUGACCUGUGCCGUGCCCUCGGGCCGGCCUUCACCCCGUACGCCGAGCACUAUGUGGUCCUCUGUGCCAACGCCCUCCAGUCGCAGAUCAUCAACCGCUCGGUCAAGCCGCUCAUCCUGGCUGCCCUCGGUGACAUUGCCCUGGCCAUCGGCCCGAGCUUCGCCCCGCACUUCGAGACCUCCAUCAACAUCCUGCUUCAGGCCGCGGUCUUCCAGAUUUCCACGGACAACUUCGACGACGCGGACUUCAUGAACGAGCUCUUCCAGGGCGUGCUGGACGGCUUCUCCGGCAUCAUCCAGGGCUCCAACGACCCGGCCCUCCUGUCCAACAGCGUGACCCAGAUCUUCGAGUUCUGCCACCGGGUCAGCAAGAUCCACUACGAGUUCAGCUCCCUGGAGCCCGGCCUGAUCGGCCUCAUGGUGGACCUCUUCACCAUUUACCCCCCGAGCGCCUUCCCCGACAUCCGGCAGUUCUCCACCGCCCCGUGGGUGCGCAUGCUCUUCGACAACGCCCGCCGGUCGCGCGACAGCUACACCCGCGAGACUGCCUCCAUCGGCCUGAAGCUCAUCGCCUAAGAGAGGCGUCUGGAGCAUGUGCCCUCCUCCACACCUUCUUCAGAACCCGCUGCCGCCCAGCCUCGCCCUUCCCCUCCCUUCCCCCUCCUUCCACUCUCCUUCCUAUGUCCUCCUCUCUUUGUAC